This is a messenger RNA of Rotaria sordida, 795 nucleotides long. Lineage: Eukaryota; Metazoa; Rotifera; Eurotatoria; Philodinida; Philodinidae. The record is from the annotation of a GenBank genome assembly.
AUGUCGCUUACUGGAUGUGCAGCUCAUAUUAAAAUUAAAAAUGACAGAAACCCUAAUGAUAUUCGUAGUUAUGCCAAUGUGAAGUUGCGACUGACAACUGAUCAAUCCGAUCCACAACUUUUUCUUCAAGUUCCACCUGACAAUGAAAUUAUUGGCCAAUAUCGUUUAAAAAAUUGUUCUUAUGUAUCAGACUCAUCAUCUCCCGGCAGCGUGGAAUGUAUUCGUAAGAAUUCUGAAGACGAAACAUUGGUUAUAAUUGAUACAACAAAACAAUGUACAGAAUUGUUAAAACACAUGCGAAAUUAUUUGACACAACAUACUACUACUGACAUGGACAUAGAUCCACCUGAACCUAUUCCUAAUGAAAAUGUGAAUCGAUUAAUUCAAGCAUUGAAUAAUAGCAAUGGAGAUGAAGCUGCCCGAAUUGCUCGUCAGCUUGCUUCUCAAAAGAUUCCAAUUCGUUUUGCUCUUGAUAUGAUUAAUGAAUACGGGAAUGCACCACCACGAGAACCACCGAAACCUCCUGUAAAACCAAUACAAUUGAAGUUAACAAUCGAAAGUUUUUUAAUUGAUUCUUGUACUGAUGAACAAUUUGAUGUGGCUAUUCUUCCAGAAACAACUAUAAAAGAUCUUAAACAAAUAGUCACACGUGAUACACAAGUUCCUUCUCAGCAACAAUAUUGGUUUAUUAAUCGAGAUCAUCUUGAUGAUAAUUAUAAAUUUGGUGAUUCACAUCCAAGAGCGAAUGAAAACACAGUACUUACUCUUUAUAUUGCUAAAACUCAAAAUCAUUGA